This is a messenger RNA of Fragaria vesca subsp. vesca, 2766 nucleotides long. RefSeq lists its product as uncharacterized. NCBI's taxonomy places the organism in Eukaryota, Viridiplantae, Streptophyta, Magnoliopsida, Rosales, Rosaceae. The transcript is spliced from 2 exons. The coding region runs from base 1 to 2766 and encodes 921 amino acids. The record is from RefSeq and is a predicted model, not a curated record.
AUGGAUGAGCAGCUUAAACACUUCAGUCAUGAGCAUCCCUUGAUGUACAAGGAAGAGUCGCCACCGAAAAAUGAAGCAUCGGGUGAACCAGUUUCAUGCUCCGCCUGUGGCGAGCCAGUGCUUGGUCCUAACUACAGUUGUAAUCAAUGUUCCGACGAAUUCAUCAUCCUCCACAAGCCAUGCGCUCAGCUAGGCAGAGAGAUCCAGCACCCGAUGCACAAUCACCCACUUACUAUUCUCACAAGGGACGCCAGACAAUAUGAAGAGUUUUUGUGUGAUAUUUGUCAUGCACUAUCCUACGGAAAAUCUUACUCUUGUUCCAAAUGUGGAUUUAAUCUUGACCUGAAAUGUGCUGCCGGUUUGACCAACAUAGUUUGUAUAGAACACUUCAGCCACCAGCAUUUACUGCGUUUCAUUGAAAAUCCAUCUCAGGCUAAGCGUGGUUCACCAGCUCUCUGCAUUGGGUGUCUAGAGCCGGUGCUUGGUCCUAGUUACUAUUGUGAUCGGGCAAUGACAUAUUCAACAUGCUCCGUUUUCCUGCAUAAAUCAUGUGCAGAGUUACCUCUUGAGAUCCAACACCCAAUGCACCGCCAACACUCGCUUAUUCUCAACCUGAAUCGAGCAAGAGAUCAUCAAUGUGAUGCCUGUGACAAAGACUGUGGCCGCAGAUUCAAUUACAGUUGUUUCCAAUGUGGUUUCAACCUCGACCUCAGAUGUGCUUCCGAAGAAGGCUACAAACAUUUCAGUCAUCAGCAUCCAUUAAUGUUCAAGAAGGGGGGAGGAAACGAUAAGAGGAAAGGAUAUACUGUUCCUCUAGUUGUUUGCGAUGGGUGUCACGACCCAAUACUUGGCCCUCGUUACACUUGCAUCAAUAGGUACCGACGUCGCAGAUGCAGCUUCAAUCUCCACAAGUCAUGUGCAGACUUACCCGGUGAGAUCCAGCACCCACUGCACCGUCAACAUUCACUUUUUCUUCUCAAUACAAUUCAAGAUAUCAGAAUUCGCUGCUUGUGUAAUGCAUGCAACAAGGUUUGCCGAUACCGCUACAAUUGUUCUGUAUGUGAUUUCAACCUUCACCUGAAAUGUGCCUCCAAAUGGCAAAACAUCCUUGAUGACUCUCACCAGCAUCAGUACAUUGUCCCACCCAUGGAAAUGAUCGACCUCCAAAUCAAUUGUCACAUUUGUGGUGACUACUGGACUGGCAGCAGAGUCUUUUACACCUGUAGCAUCUGCCAGCUCUUGGUCCAUGAGGAAUGUGCUUCAUUACCAAGCGACACCAAAAUUCCCGGGCACCAACACCGCCUCAAGCUAACCUGGUUCCUUCAAGAAAUUUACCCCAAGGAAGAAUUUUGUAAAAUCUGCUCUACAAAUAUUGGCAAGUCUCCUACCGUAUAUUAUUGCCAGGAAUGUUGCGAAUAUGUUGCCCACCCUACAUGCAUCACAGUUGAGUACUUCCAGAAAGAAGAAAACCAAGGCAGAAGCCUUGGUCCUAUUAAAAAAAAAGACAGAAGCCUUGACAUUAAUCACAUUACUGAAGGUGAUGAUUACGAGUCUGAUGAUGCUGAGGAGAUCAGACACUUCAGUCAUCAACAUCUUUUAGUCUCUAAAGAUUAUCAUCACGAGGUUAAGGAUGACAGGCUACUUACUUGUCAGGGUUGUGUUCGACCCAUCACUGAAGACUUCUACAGCUGCACUAAACAAGAAGAAGAGUCUUGCCAGUUCUAUCUACACAAAAUAUGUGCUCGGUUACCGGAAAAGAUGCUUCUCCCUUUGCUUCACCAACACCAGUUUACACUCCACUCCCAGGCUCCUUCUAUUGACGGCGUGUUUCAGUGUUCUAUGUGUGGUAUCUUUCACCAUGGAUUUGUCUACAGUUGUGAUAAAUGUGCUUUGCAAACUGGCGGAAACCUUCUCCUCGACAGUGAGUGCAUUAUGUAUUGGGAGAACAGGGAUCUUAAACAUGAGUCUCAUGCUCACCGCCUCCUCCUCGACAUGAAUUGGGAGGAGGACAUCUGUUGCAGGGGUUGCGGUUCCAAAAUAUUUUUCUGCUUCAGUUGUAAGAGAUGCAAUUUUCAUCUUUGCAUAGCCUGUGUUAGAUUACCUCUUACUGGUACGCAUCGAUACGACAAGCAUGUUCUAAAGCUCACCUAUGCUAGUAGAAUUGAAGACGAAGUUGUAGGUUACUACUGUGAGAUAUGUGAAGGGAAAAGGGAUCCAGCACAUUGGUUCUACUGGUGCAAAGAUUGCAACUUUGACUGUCAUCCUCAUUGCAUCAUAGGGAGGUAUCCCCGAGUUAAGUUGGGGAGCACUUACAAGCACAACGAUCAUGUCCAACACCAAGUCACUCUUGUUAGCAAGUGGAAGAGCCCCAUUCGGGGCGAUAAGAGGGACAACAUUCUUCCUUGUGAGAGGUAUGUCUUGCGUUUCAAUGAGGAAGAUGAGCGAAAUCAGGUGGUGGAGGGUGGUCCAUGGUUUCACGGUAAAACCAUGUUUGCCCUAGCCUAUGAUGGUCGCACUGCUGCUGCAGAGGUUCCGAUCCGGUCUAUUCCGGUUUGGGUGGAGGUCUUCAGUCUUCCGCCAAUUCUGACGACGACCAAGGAAACCUUGUACAUGGUUUGUGCUACGCUUGGAAAGAGUGUUCACCAUGAUAACCAUAAUUUGCUGUCCGGUGCGCGUGCUAGGGUUCGGAUCGAGCACGGCCUCGACUCUCCGGUGAAACAAGCAUACCCCCGAUGCGGUUUGAUUUCGGCGAAGGUAAAGAUCUGA